This is a messenger RNA of Rotaria sordida, 289 nucleotides long. The record is from the annotation of a GenBank genome assembly. Lineage: Eukaryota; Metazoa; Rotifera; Eurotatoria; Philodinida; Philodinidae.
AUGAUUGCUGAAAUGAUUUAUAAUAUAUUAUCUAUAUCACCAAGAAUUCAUUUAAUGAUACGUUCAUUAUUUUAUAUGGAAGGAAAAAGAUUAUUUGAAGGUAAUCGAACAUUUGUAACUAAUUAUAAUUUAUAUUUACCGGUUUUAAAUGAUUUUAAAUUAUUUGAAAAGUUACAAAUAAAACAAUUCCUCGCUGAAAUAAAGAAUAAUAAAAUUCCACUUCAUGCUAUUUCAACAUUUAGUGAAGAUAAUUUUGAUAUUCAAUUAUUAUUAUUUAGUCAUAUUGAUG